Molecule: messenger RNA, 1205 nt
Organism: Ambispora gerdemannii
Lineage: Eukaryota; Fungi; Glomeromycota; Glomeromycetes; Archaeosporales; Ambisporaceae
Source: the annotation of a GenBank genome assembly
AUGCAUAUUAUAAUACAAUGGUGAGCAUCGAUCAAGCUAAAGAAGCAAUGGUCAACAAAGCAUUAAUCAAGUGGAUUGUGAGUUCGGGUAUUCCCUUUUCAUCUGUUAAUUCUCCUUAUUUCGAAGAUUAUACCAAGUUAUUGAACUUUGGAUAUAAUUCACCCAAGCGCAGUGCAUUAAUAACUUCAAUUUUGGAUACAGAAAUGGCGAACAUUAUACUAAAGAUGGAAAAAGAAUUAUCAAAGGCUAAAAAUCUUACAUUGUGUAUUGAUGGUUGGAGUAGUCCAUUGAAACAUAGCAUAUAUACUUUCAUUAUAAUGACAAAUGAUAGGAAACAAUAUAUUUACUCUUUGCAAGAUUUUUCAAGAUUCUCACAUACAGCAAGCUUCAAUGCCGAAAAAAUAAUAGAAAUAUUGGAAAAAGUCAGACCCAAAAAAUUUAUAGCAGUGGUAUCGGAUGCAGAAUCUGCUAUGAUGGCAGCUAAACGUCAAGUUGCGAUGAAAUAUCCACACAUUUUACCAAUACGAUGCAUUGCGCAUCAUAUUCAAUUAAUUUCUAGUACUGGUGCUGCCCUCAGAGAUGAAAUUAUACAUUCCUUUACUGUUGGUGGGAAUUUAAAGUCAACAACCAAGACACAGUGGUCAACAGCAUGGGACUUUUGUGAAUUCAUAUUGCGUAAUAAAGCAAACAUUAGAUUGGUAUUAGAACAAGAAUCUCAAGUUUUUAGUUGUGCUAAUGCUGUCAAGAACCUUAUUAAUAAUCCUGACAUAUUUGUUGAAUUGGUGAAAAUGGCAAUUGCGAUUCAAAAAACUUCUGCUUUGUUCAAUAGUCAGUUCCGAUGUGAUUGCAUAGCUAUUUACAAUAAACGGUGGAAGGAAUUUGACACAGAUUUGUAUCUUUUGGUAUUUUUUUUACAUCCAACUUAUCGCGGUGAAUUUUUUGAGGCAAGCAUAUAUAAAAAUCAUGUUCUUAAGAAAGCAUUGGAAAUUUGGAAACAAAUUGGUGGUGGUCGAACAAGUGCUGAUUUCUUAAAAGUUCAAAUGAGCUUAUAUAAAAAUCAAGAAUCUUCCUUUGAUAAUAUAUUUAAUUCAUCCAUUGAUACGAUCUAUAAUUGGUGGCUCUCAGUUGAUCUUAAAAAAAAUGAAGAUCAUAUUAAGACUUUAGCGAUAAGAAUAUGCUAUUGUUCCUCACAAUGCUGCAUGUGA